Messenger RNA from Sphaeroforma arctica JP610, 639 nucleotides. RefSeq lists its product as hypothetical. Gene Ontology annotation, molecular function: protein binding. The record is from RefSeq and is a predicted model, not a curated record. NCBI's taxonomy places the organism in Eukaryota, Ichthyosporea, Ichthyophonida. Bases 52 to 639 code for a protein of 195 amino acids. The transcript has 3 exons.
CCCUUUAAUACACUCCCCGAGGUUACCCCUUAAUACACCCCCCGAGGUUACAUGAGUUACAACAUCACUACAAGGACAAGGGAAACAGUGUACGAUGAGAAAGCGGCGGAUAUGGCCAUGGCUCAACUAGAAGCACUCGACUGCGGAACGUUACUCAGCAUGCUCGCACGCAUGCACAAACUCGUGGCUGAGAAGACUAGACACCACCUGCGGAGGUGUGGUGCUGCACUGCCCAUCUACGCAGCCGGCAAACAAAUCCCGUCGGAGGUUAUGGUCAAGGUGUUCGAUUGGCUGGACUACGACUCGGUUAGGGAGUACCGUUUGGUGAGCAGGUCGUUCUAUGCUGUGCUGUGUGACCAACGCCUGUGGACUGAAAUCCCCGAUGUGGCCUAUGGGACAGGCGGCCGAUUGGACAGGGCGACUGUGGACCUGUCCAAAACAAUCGAGGUGGCCAGGCACUAUCCACGCCUGCAGAAAUGGUACAUCCCCAGAGAGCUUGACUUCCAUGCAGCGUCCAGUGAUGUUCUGGAUGCAAAUGACCCAACUGUUGACCCGUAUGCCCCGCACCCGGUCCUUGGCGGUGGGGUUCGGGACAGUACCGGGGGACCUAGCGUCCUUGACCCGUCUCACGGUAGGUAG